CCGAGUCCUCUAUCGCCGACAUGGAUCACCAUCCGAGUCUCUCAUCGCCAUGUCUGCCCACCGAAAUAUGCGACUACAUACUCGAUCACCUAUGGGACGACCACGAGACCCUCAAGGUCUGCAGCCGCGUCACGCGAGAAUGGCUCCCCACGACUCGGAAACAUCUUUUCUCUUUCGUCUUUAUCAUCAACCUGCGGGUCGUCACAUUUGCGGAAAUGAUUAUGCACUCAGGAGACGCGCUGGCGUUCUGCGUCCGCCAGCUGUUCUUGGUUUGGUACCUCGGCCAGCGUGGCAUUAAUCCCGUCCCAAAACCCACCUUCGUGCCUCGAAUGCUGGCAUCUCUCGGCCGGCUGGAGAAGCUCACCCUCCGUGUUUACAUGUUGGACAAUUGUAGCUCUUCCGCAGAGACUAUAACGUGGCCGAUACUGCCUGUGGUGAAGACUCUUCGCCUGCGCAUCGACAUCGUCAACGACGUCGUACGUCUGCAGCGAUUCAUCUGCGCAUGUCCCUCGCUCUCCUCCCUGAAGCUCUGGAUAACGCAAACCUCAAAGUGCGACAGCUCGCACACCCAUCCUACAAUGGUCAUCUCGAGAUCGAUAGUAAUCGAGACUUUUCAAUACCAUGUCUGCGAGUCAGACCCCAUACUGAGAUGGUUGCUGCAGGGCGGUCUGAAGCUGCGCAUACGUCGACUGGCAAUAAUUGUACCCGACCUUACUCCAACUCCGACCGCAGUCAAUUUUUUCAGGACAGGCGACGCCCAAGCCCUGUUGCGCGCAUGUGGUGAAUGUCUGGAGCAUCUUAUCGUCGAGUGGCCAGAAACGAUCUCUCCCGGUUCACCAGAUGGGCAACAAGCUUCGGCGUUGGCGCACAAUCCGAACCUAGUCUCGAUCUACGUGUCGAGCGUAUGGUGUGGUUUUUCCGUCAACGAUGGCUGGCUGGGCCUGUUCUCAGUCCUUGCCGAUAUCGAGCCAAUGCACACUAAGCUGCAGUCAAUCGACAUCACGUUAGUUGCGGCAUUCAAGCCGGAUUCCACAAUUUCGCUUUGUGAGCAGCUUGAUGCCGCCCUGGCGCGAAUUGCGGAUACCCACCCGCGGUUGAUCUUCACCAUAUGGAUAACCUGCAACCUUCGUAUACCCGCGCCAUGGCUGGCGGAGUUCGUCAAAGUGCUUUUGCAAGGCUUGGUCAGGGUGCAGGCGGGACCGGGCAGACUCUGUUUGAUGUGGCUGAACGGUUACGAUGAGAUCAGAGAGUUAGGUCACCGUACGAAACCGUCCUGGUAUUGGCAGUGGUGAUGCGGCAGGGCCCGUUCAUCCAACUUUCCUCCUUGGCAACACCUUCUAUGUACAUCAGUUUUUCGGACUUUCCUUGUUACGUGCUUCGGGCUAUCCGGUUCGUAGAUUUCAUCGACUUGCCUUCCACCUGUGCGUGAGUCGCAGGGCCUUGACCCACAAUUUUAAGGAAUAUUGUCGAUUGGGACAGCUUUUUCAUGCGAAACAGAUUAUACCAAAAAUUCUGGGAGAUUGCA
Messenger RNA from Laetiporus sulphureus 93-53, 1525 nucleotides. RefSeq lists its product as uncharacterized. The transcript has a single exon. The coding region runs from base 21 to 1292 and encodes 423 amino acids. Lineage: Eukaryota; Fungi; Basidiomycota; Agaricomycetes; Polyporales; Laetiporaceae. The record is from RefSeq and is a predicted model, not a curated record.